UUAUUCCGCACCAGUUUUCGGUCGCAACUCUCUGAAGAUUGUAAGUGUAGUUUCUCUCCUCCAUCUGGUCUCCAAAAUAUUUCCCUUCCUUUCUGCCACAGUAAGCACCACAACAGCAACAGCCAUCGUGAUGCAGAGUGUAGAAAAGAUUUGAGCAUGCAGCCAGAGAGAAAGAGAUUAGGGCGAGAGCGCUGAAGUUAAAUUGUGCUGCAUAUUUGGAGAAAAAAAAUGGGCGGAUUGGUCUCUAGAUGAGAGCUUGGUACCACCUUCCUUUCUAAAAUAAAAUCUCUCUGGCAUGAAGUCACAGCCUAUUUCACAUCCGGUUUACCCCGGGACGUACUACUACUGUCUUGGUAAAGUGCAAAGCUUUUUGUUGUAGAGCUGCGAGCCGAAUCCCACGGAAAGGGAAUCUGGGUGUUAAAAAUCGAAGAGCAAAGCAGCAGCGGCGGCGGCGGCGGCGGCGGCGGCGGCAGAGUCCAUGAUGGCUAAGAGCUCGUGAAUGACUGAGAAGAGCCGCGGAGACUCAGUGCUCUAAAGCGCCCUUUUCCUUCCUCGCCGCCCUGGCUUCUUGGCGGAGCCUCUCGGGCAGACUUUCCCGCUGCAUCGGCGACGCCGUGCCCAGAGGGUCUCGAGCUUCCAUAAUCUACUAGCAAAAUGAUGCAUCUCCUUUAUGACCAUUUUUGGGCCUGGGUUCUUCUUAUGAGCACCUUACCUGGAAAAAGUUACGGACAAACUUCCUUACAAGAUGAAAUUAAAGACAACACAACUAUAUUCACUCGUAUUUUGGAUCGUUUACUUGAUGGUUAUGAUAACCGUCUAAGACCAGGAUUGGGAGAGCGUGUAACUGCAGUGAAGACUGACAUCUUUGUUACCAGCUUUGGUCCUGUUUCAGAUCAUGAUAUGGAAUAUACAAUAGAUGUAUUUUUCCGACAAAGCUGGAAAGAUGAAAGGCUGAAGUUCAAAGGACCAAUGCAAGUACUCCGACUGAAUAAUUUAAUGGCUAGCAAAAUAUGGACACCAGAUACAUUUUUCCACAAUGGAAAGAAAUCAGUCGCUCACAACAUGACUAUGCCUAACAAACUUUUGCGGAUUACAGAAGAUGGGACACUGCUUUACACAAUGAGACUUACAGUGAGAGCAGAAUGCCCAAUGCAUUUAGAAGACUUUCCCAUGGAUGCACAUGCUUGCCCAUUGAAAUUUGGAAGCUAUGCUUACACGAAAUCUGAGGUAAUGUAUGAAUGGACCCGUGAACCUGCACGUUCUGUUGUUGUUGCUGAAGAUGGCUCUCGGCUGAAUCAAUACGAUCUCAUGGGACAAACAGUGGAUUCUGGAAUUGUGCAAUCCAGCACAGGGGAAUAUGUUGUGAUGACCACCCAUUUCCAUUUGAAGAGAAAAAUUGGGUACUUUGUCAUUCAAACAUACUUGCCCUGCAUAAUGACAGUAAUUCUAUCCCAAGUAUCUUUCUGGCUGAACAGAGAAUCCGUUCCAGCAAGAACCGUGUUUGGUGUAACAACUGUGCUAACAAUGACCACCUUGAGCAUCAGCGCACGGAAUUCUCUUCCCAAGGUAGCUUAUGCUACCGCUAUGGAUUGGUUCAUAGCCGUGUGCUAUGCAUUUGUCUUCUCAGCUCUGAUCGAAUUUGCCACAGUGAACUACUUUACAAAGAGAGGUUAUGCAUGGGAUGGCAAGAGUGUAGUUCCAGAAAAGCCAAAGAAAGUGAAGGAUCCUCUCAUUAUGAAAAACAACUCGUUCACAGCACCAGCACCUGCAACCAGCUUUACCCCAAAUAUUGCAAGAGACCCUGGACUAGCUACCAUUGCUAAAAGCGCAACGAUAGAGCCCAAAGACGUGAAAGCGGAAACAAAGCCACCUGAACCCAAGAAAACGUUUAACAGUGUCAGCAAAAUUGAUCGACUAUCAAGAAUAGCGUUCCCACUGCUCUUUGGGAUUUUUAAUUUAGUGUACUGGGCUACCUACUUAAAUAGAGAGCCCCAGCUUAAGGACAAAAACCCUCCACACUAGCCCCAUCAUCCAUAAGAGUUGUCCAUCUGUUUUGCACUGGGAAUUGCUUUUUGGUUCUAAACACACAGCAGUUCUCAUUUGCUUCAUUGCCUCUGUCUUAACAAAAUUGAGAUGUCCUUAUUUUAUAAAGCAAAAGUAUAUUAUAUAUAUAUAUACAUAUAUAUAAUAGAAAAGAUAUUAAACACUGUAUUCUAGGGCUGUAAUAAUGUGAUGUAGACACCAGAUUCUGAACCGUGACUUUGAACAAGGGAGGGAAAUAUAAAAUAAAUCUAAAUCAAUUGUCAAUAGCUUACCCCUGGAUGUUCCCAGAAGGGAUGUUGUACAUGUCAGAGCAGAAAUAUUUUUAUGCAAAAUGAUAGAAGGUAAAACUGUCUUUAUAUAUGUUCAUGUUGCACAUAAGGUAUUCUAGUUUCAAUUUUUGGAGUGCUGCUUAUUUGAAUUCUUUUAUAGGAUAUGCAUCUAUCCAAAGUGCUGGAUUCCAGAAAAUAUAGUAUUUUUCUUAGAUUUCCUAUUUGCUGAACUUCCCAACCACCAAUUUUAAAGCAAAUUAAAUGUUCAUAUUUACAUACAAAACAGUCUAUUUCCUAAUGGUAGAUAUUCUCACAGAAUAGCACAUCGAUUCGUAUAAUGAAUGCUUUAAUAUGCUCUCUCACUUCAGUCUUAUUUUAAACAUCAGACGGUCACUUGACUUGAUAAUAUCAAUCCAUGGCACAUUCAGUGCAGAUCUAAAUCUCUUUGUUUCUGUUAGAUAAAAACAAUACAGGGUCGAUUCUUCUUUUUUGCUUCUGUAUUUGAAAUUAAGGCUUCUGUUGAUUUGGUUGUUUAUUUUCGAAGGAAAACAAUCUUUAACAAUCUCUAGGUACAUUGAAUGUAUUAUUUGAUCAGAUGGUACAUGAGGCUUGCAGUCCUGAGCACCCUGACCUGAGAAUUAUCCAGGGACUUUGGGGGCCAUAUCUUCAAGUCAAUAAGUAGAGAGAUUGCACUGAAAAGUUUUAGGUUGCAACACAUGGCAAAAAGAAAGACAAAAUGUAUUAUUUCAACAACAUGUGUAAAUAUACUACAUGAGACUGUACAUUUUUUUUUACUUUUUUAUGUUCAUAUUAUGCCGUGUGGGGGUUAGUUCUCUGAACUCUUAAUAGGUUGCAUUUUUAAAAGAAACAUUUAGAACCUGCACUUUUUUUUUUAAGAACAGUCAGUGGCAUUUGAAAGAAAAGGGAGGGAAAAAAAAGACAAGGAAGAGAGCUUGGAAUAGGAUAUAUUCCAUUUGUAAAGUGAUUAUCUGUACAAUAGCUUGCAAUUUGAAAUUUAUCAUCUAGUUAUACUAUUAGGCUAACGACUGGUAUGCUCAGGUAAUGCGUGAAUACAAAAAUAUGGAAUUAUAUUUGGUAGGAAAAUGGUAAAAUAUUUAAGACAAACGUCAUCUGUAUAUUAUUGCUAUAUUUGCUGAAACAUAACUGUUAACAAUAAGUGAUGUAAUAUAUGUAGCAUUAAAUACAGAAAAAAAAACAUACACAAACGAAUGUACAGGAAAAUACAUUUUAUUGAGUAAAACUUAUUACAUUUCAUUUUUACUGUAGCAAUAUAUUUGUAGGAACAAUAUGUAAGGGCUUUAAAUACAAAAUGUCCAUUUUUCAAGUUAUUGGUAUUCCCAAAAUAAUUCUACCCAGGUUUAUUUCUGCUGAAAAAAUAUUUUAAAGAGGGGGAGAAAUCAAAUUACCAAGAUGAAUAUUUAAGAAAAAAAAUUGAGUGGAAGCAUGGAUUUGGGAAGAUGUUAAUAUAAGGGUUCAGAAUUCAUAACACAUGGUAGUGAAUGCAUAUUAAAAAAAGUUGUAUGGACCUUCAGUCAAAAUAGCUAACACAAUUGUGAAAUUGAUAUCUAUAUAUGUUACAGGCAAUGUUUUAUAUACUAUUUCUCAACAAAUCAAAAGGUUGCUGCACAGUUAGUAUCUACAAAUGAAAUAGUUUACUUUUUCUUUAGAAAAGGUGACUUUAAAAACAAAACAAAACCCUAACGCUUCAUUGUCUACCAUUUAGUCCUGUCUAAACUUGAUGAGCUAAUCUGACUGAAGCUUACUAAAGAGGAUGUGUUAUCUUCUGGUAUUAUGUGUAGAUACAUGUAUAGAAAAAUAAUCAAAAUAAAAUAUGAAUUUCACUUCAGUAUUUGUUUAUCUUGUUAUUUUGGCGUUUAAUCUAGUGUGUUCAUAAAGGGCAUUUGACCUUCAGACUUAUCCAUUUGGCUCCUCUCAGCCUGCACUUGGCACAUUAGAGAUGAAUAUUACUUAACUAGUCUGCUUUUUUCUUUUGCUAUGCAAUGAUGCAUUCUUUCAUCUCUUAGUUUGUUAGUCUCUGUGAACAGUAUCCUGUAUAAAUCUGAUUGCACAGUUAUCAAAGACAAGGUACUCUCUGUGUAGCUUUUUUACAAUGCUUUGCUAAACCAUGUAAUAAUAGUAAGUCUUCCUUGAAAAUAAUGAUACACUCUUAUAGAGGUCAGUUUCUGUUUACU
Molecule: messenger RNA, 4525 nt
Organism: Thamnophis sirtalis
Lineage: Eukaryota; Metazoa; Chordata; Lepidosauria; Squamata; Natricidae
Gene: GABRA1
Product: gamma-aminobutyric acid type A receptor subunit alpha1
Biological process (GO): monoatomic ion transmembrane transport; chloride transport; gamma-aminobutyric acid signaling pathway
Cellular component (GO): membrane
Molecular function (GO): extracellular ligand-gated monoatomic ion channel activity; GABA-A receptor activity
Source: RefSeq, a predicted model, not a curated record